Messenger RNA from Synchytrium microbalum, 1932 nucleotides. RefSeq lists its product as uncharacterized. The coding region runs from base 1 to 1932 and encodes 643 amino acids. The transcript has 9 exons. Gene Ontology annotation, molecular function: transporter activity. Gene Ontology annotation, biological process: transport. The record is from RefSeq and is a predicted model, not a curated record. NCBI's taxonomy places the organism in Eukaryota, Fungi, Chytridiomycota, Chytridiomycetes, Synchytriales, Synchytriaceae.
AUGGCUGUUGCAGUCAAUGCAACCGCCGAUAAAGCGCAAUGCUACUUCCCAGAUUCAGCAAACCUAGUUCCUGGAACAACUGGUUACUUUGUCAUGUACUUUGGCUGGACGAUCUGUAUUAUUCUGGCCAUACUCAGUACGAUUUUUACAACCAAAUUGGUGUACAAGCAUUUCCAGCAUUAUAAUGCACCUGAAGUUCAACGCCAUAUCGUUCGAAUUCUGAUGAUGGUACCGAUCUACUCAAUCGUAAGCACAUUCCAGUUUCGAUGGUUUAAUCUCGCUACGGUGUAUGAAUUGGCUUCGAGUAUCUAUGAGGCGUUUGUAGUCUGGAGUUUCUUCUCAUUAAUGCUUAUAUACGUUGGAGACGAUGCAAAAGAACAACACGAAGCUUUAUCCAAGAUGCCAGAUCAUGCGUGUAUGAUUCCCCUAAACUGGAUUUGGAGGAAAAAGUUCAGCCCGAGAGGACGAACAUUCUUCAUUGUGUCGAGACUGGGAGUGUUGCAAUAUGUUGUUGUCAAGCCCUUGACGAACAUACUUGGCAUUGUGCUGGAAUAUUAUGAUUUGUUGUGUCCUCAGUCAUUUGCUAUAUACCAUGGUGAAUUCUGGGUUUCGGGAUUGGCAAUGAUUUCAGUUUCAAUCGCUAUGUAUAUCCUUCUCACAUUCUACUUUGUGGUUCAUGAGGAAAUCCAAAAACACAAUCCAUUGCAAAAGCUCUUGGCAGUCAAGUUUGUUGUCUUCCUGAGCUUUUGGCAAAACAUCAUAUUGGGAUUCCUGGCCGGCUCUAAUUUAUUACCGUCCUUCCCACCAUGGACACCUGGUGGACUUGCUGCUAGUCUUCAGUCGCUACUGUUGUGUAUUGAGAUGUUUAUUGCUGCUGUAUGGCAUCAAUGGGCAUUCGCAUGGCAAGAAUUCCUCACAAACCAACACCCGUUGCCUACACCUGUAUGGAAGGGAUUCUACGACUCUUUGCUCUUCCGAGAUGUAGUAUUUGAUGUCGCUCGAAUGCCUAAAGAAGUCAAGGAACAUCGACAAUACAAGGUGCAAAAAGUAGCUGGAAAGGCAGUGAAUGAGUUGUAUGAUAAUUACAUGUCUACGAGUGACGGUGUUGGUACUAGUAGUGGGAACGAUGACGAGAUCACAAUUGUAGCAGCACCUUUGCCAACUGCUCAACCUGAUGUGAAGGGUAAAGGACCAUUGGUUGCGACGAUUAUGAAGACACGUCAGGAGAGCGGAGGCUGGUUGGGAUCAGGCUGGUAUCCUCCAACAGCUGCCGAUAAAGAGAUUUCGUUGGAAGAAGUAGAGAUUGAAGACUCGAAAAUGCACUUCGAACGAGGACACGAAGGGCUAGAUGUUGACCAAUGGAGUGAAUCAGAAGUUGAUGUGCGGCAUCACGUCUUUAUUGAAGAUUCAUUUAAACGUCGCAAGAGUCUCCCAAUACCUCCAGUCGCUGCUGGUACAGCCCAACCACUAAAUAGUAGUACCAAUCUGACUACCAGUGGUGUUGAUCAACCCCCUCGCCUUCCCACCAAAGUAUAUGAUACGCCACCAUCGGCACCCACUAGUAGUAAUAAGCCACCAUUGAAAGGUAUCCUCGUGUCAGCUCCAACUAAACGACCAUCACUAUCAGAAACCCAACCUGAAAUGCGGCAGUCGACUGCUACCGAUAUUUAUAUGCUGAUGGGACCGAUGACGUCUGAGCCAAAGGCCGAAGUAGAAGAAGAAGUAAAUGUAGAAGAAAAGCCAGCUGAACCGGUUGAGAAUGUGCCGAAUAAUGUUGGAUGGGUAGAUGGUGAUGCAGCAGUACCAGCACCUGUUGUGUCAACAAUUAGAAGAGGAUCGGCUCCAAAGAAGUUGCCAGAUAUCCCUGUUACUGUAGCUCAUCAAUUCCCAGCUAGAUCUGAAUCUCUGAAUGUAAAUAAUCAAGAUUAUUGA